AACAAGAGAGAUUAUUAAAUUAGUCGUCAUUUUUGGCAUCGAAUAAAAGGCGAUCAAUCUCGGGCCGUCGAUCGAUCUUUAUUCGUUUCUUCCUCGCUUGCCUCAAAUUCCUCUUCCAUGCUUUGAUUCAUCCGGCGAGAGAGUUCUUCCCCAAAUAGGAGGUCAUCAUGAGGGGAGGACGGGUUCUGGAUCUCCUCCGCCGGGGUUUGCCGUCGCAAAAAUCCAAUUUUUGGUUGACUGUUGAUGGACAAAGCUGUUCAAGGUCAAUGGCUUCUGCAACUACUUGUGCUGUUUUAUCUGAAUUGCCGCCGAAAGUUUCAGAUAAUCUUCCAUCUGAUAUGCUGGUUGAUUCAUUUGGGAGGUUCCAUAACUACUUGAGGAUCUCAUUAACAGAGCGUUGCAAUCUCCGAUGCCAAUAUUGCAUGCCAGCGGAAGGUGUCGAGCUUACACCUAAGGCUGAGCUCCUUUCUCAUGAUGAAAUUAUUCGACUCGCAAAUCUCUUUGUUACUUCUGGAGUGGAUAAAAUUAGGUUGACAGGAGGUGAACCUACAAUUAGGAAAGAUAUAGAGGACAUAUGUUCAAGUCUUUCCAACUUAAAAGGUCUAAGAACGCUUGCAAUGACCACCAAUGGGAUAGUUCUUUCGAAGAAGCUCCCAAGAUUGAAGGAUUGUGGUCUUAAUGCGAUAAAUAUUAGUUUGGACACAUUGGUUCCAGCUAAGUUUGAGUUCAUGACUAGACGGAAGGGUCAUCAGAUGGUCAUGGAAUCAAUAAAUACUGCAGUUGAACUUGGAUACAAUCCUGUGAAGAUAAAUUGUGUUGUAAUGCGUGGACUAAAUGACGAUGAGAUUUACGAUUUUGUAGAGAUGACAAGAGAGAAACCGAUCAAUGUUCGCUUUAUUGAGUUCAUGCCAUUUGAUGGGAAUGUUUGGAAUGUCAAAAAGCUUGUUCCUUAUGCAGAAAUGCUGGAUAGAGUGAGACAGUGGUUCAAAAAUGUAGAGAGAUGUAAGGAUCACCCUACUGAUACAGCGAAAAAUUUCAAGAUCAAAGAUUAUUGUGGAACUAUCUCAUUUAUUACAUCAAUGACUGAACACUUUUGUGCUGGUUGCAAUAGAUUAAGACUUUUAGCAGAUGGAAACUUCAAAGUGUGUCUCUUUGGUCCAUCAGAGGUAAGUUUGAGAGAUCCAUUGCGAGCGGGAGUUGAUGACCUCGUGUUGAAGGAAAUCAUUGGAGCUGCAGUAAAGAGGAAGAAAGCUGCACAUGCCGGGAUGUUUGAUCUCGCAAAAACAGCAAAUAGGCCCAUGAUACAUAUCGGUGGUUGAAGCGAUUACAUUCUGAUUACUUUUUGGCCGGUGGUAUAUAUCUACAGUGAAGCCCUUACAUGCUGAUGUCAUAGAAGAAUAUACAUAUUUUAAAAUGUAUCAUGUUAAGAAUUGAAUUUAUGAGCCCUUUGUGCUGUAAUAUGUUUUUUUUAUAACAAAAGUGUUUGAUAAAGUAUGAAAACACAUGCUUCAAAAAAAAUGUGAUUCAUAUUUGGCA
Molecule: messenger RNA, 1536 nt
Organism: Zingiber officinale
Lineage: Eukaryota; Viridiplantae; Streptophyta; Magnoliopsida; Zingiberales; Zingiberaceae
Product: GTP 3',8-cyclase, mitochondrial-like
Exons: 7
Coding region: 168-1319 (383 amino acids)
Biological process (GO): Mo-molybdopterin cofactor biosynthetic process
Molecular function (GO): cyclic pyranopterin monophosphate synthase activity; metal ion binding; 4 iron, 4 sulfur cluster binding
Source: RefSeq, a predicted model, not a curated record